GCUUUGCCGCGCUUGGUGCACUUGGGCAAGAGCAGGAACGUGGAACGGAGCUCCGAUCCCAGCGCAGCCACCGCGAUGAGAGGCGCUCGCGGCGCCUGGGAUUUUCUCUGCGUCCUGCUUCUCCUGUUCCGCGUCCAGACAGGCUCUUCUCAACCAUCUGUGAGUCCAGGGGAACUGUCUCCACCAUCCAUCCAUCCAGCAAAAUCAGAGUUAAUCGUCAGUGUUGGUGACGAGAUUAGGCUGUUAUGCACCGAUCCAGGAUUUGUCAAAUGGACUUUUGAGACCUUGGGUCAACUGAGUGAGAAUACACGCAAAGAAUGGGUCACAGAGAAAGCAGAGGCCACAAACACAGGCAAUUACACAUGCACCAAUGAAGGCGGCUUAAGCAGUUCCAUUUAUGUGUUUGUUAGAGAUCCUGCACAGCUUUUCCUCAUUGACCUUCCCUUGUAUGGGAAAGAAGAGAACGAUACGCUGGUCCGCUGUCCUCUGACAGACCCAGAGGUGACCAAUUACGUCCUCACGGGGUGCGAGGGGAAGCCUCUUCCCAAGGACUUGACGUUUGUCGCCGAUCCCAAGGCCGGCAUCACCAUCAGAAACGUGAAGCGCGAGUAUCACCGGCUGUGCAUGCACUGCUCCGCGGACAGGAAUGGCAAGUCAGUGCUGUCGAAGAAGUUCACCCUGAAAGUGAGGGCAGCCAUCAGAGCUGUGCCCGUUGUGUCUGUGUCCAAAACAAGCUAUCUUCUUAGGGAAGGGGAAGAGUUUACAGUGAUGUGCUUGAUAAAAGAUGUAUCUAGUUCUGUGGACUCGAUGUGGAUAAGGGAAAACAGCCGGCAGACUAAAGCACAGGUAAAGAGUAAUAGCUGGCAUCAGGGUGACUUCAACUUUCUACGUCAGGAAAGGCUGACCAUCAGCUCAGCAAGAGUUAACGAUUCUGGAGUGUUCAUGUGUUACGCCAAUAAUACUUUUGGAUCAGCAAAUGUCACAACAACCUUGGAAGUAGUAGAUAAAGGAUUCAUUAAUGUCUUCCCUGUGAUGAAUACUACGGUAUUUGUAAAUGAUGGAGAGAAUGUAGAUCUGAUUGUUGAAUACGAAGCGUACCCCAAGCCUGAACACCAGCAGUGGAUAUAUAUGAACAGGACCUCCACUGAUAAGUGGGAAGAUUAUCCCAAGUCUGAGAAUGAAAGUAAUAUCAGAUAUGUGAGUGAACUUCAUCUGACCAGAUUAAAAGGCACUGAAGGAGGCACUUACACAUUUCUGGUGUCCAAUUCUGAUGUCGACUCUUCCGUGACAUUUAAUGUUUAUGUGAACACAAAACCAGAAAUCCUGACUCAUGACAGGCUGGUGAAUGGCACGCUCCAGUGUGUGGCAGCAGGAUUCCCCGAGCCCACAAUAGAUUGGUAUUUUUGUCGAGGAGCUGAGCAGAGAUGUUCCAUUCCCGUUGGACCGGUGGAUGUGCAGAUACAAAACUCAUCUGUGUCACCUUUUGGAAAACUUGUGGUUCAAAGCUCUGUCAAUCAUAGCGCAUUCAAGCACAAUGGCACGGUCGAGUGUAGGGCUUACAACGAUGUGGGCAAGAGUUCUGCCUUUUUUAACUUUGCAUUUAAAGGUAACAGCAAAGAACAAAUCCAUCCCCACACCCUGUUCACACCCUUGCUGAUUGGUUUUGUGAUCGCUGCUGGAAUGAUGUGCAUCAUCGUGAUGAUUCUUACCUACAAAUAUUUACAGAAACCCAUGUAUGAAGUACAGUGGAAGGUUGUAGAGGAGAUAAAUGGAAACAAUUAUGUUUACAUAGACCCAACGCAACUUCCUUAUGAUCACAAAUGGGAGUUUCCCAGAAACAGACUGAGUUUUGGGAAAACCUUGGGUGCUGGCGCCUUCGGGAAAGUUGUUGAGGCCACUGCCUACGGCUUAAUUAAGUCGGAUGCAGCCAUGACUGUUGCUGUGAAGAUGCUCAAGCCAAGCGCCCAUUUAACGGAACGAGAAGCCCUGAUGUCUGAACUCAAAGUCUUGAGUUACCUCGGCAAUCAUAUGAAUAUUGUGAAUCUUCUCGGAGCGUGCACCGUUGGAGGACCUACCCUGGUCAUUACGGAAUAUUGUUGCUAUGGUGAUCUUUUGAAUUUUUUGAGACGAAAACGUGAUUCAUUUAUUUGCUCAAAGCAGGAGGAUCACACAGAAGCAGCACUUUAUAAGAACCUUCUGCGCUCAAAGGAGUUUUCCUGCAAUGAUAGUACUAAUGAGUACAUGGACAUGAAACCCGGAGUUUCUUAUGUUGUACCAACCAAGACAGACAAAAGGAGAUCUGCGAGAAUAGGCUCAUACAUAGAAAGAGAUGUGACUCCCGCCAUCAUGGAAGAUGACGAGUUGGCCCUAGACCUGGAAGACUUGCUGAGCUUUUCUUACCAGGUGGCAAAGGGCAUGGCGUUCCUUGCCUCAAAGAACUGUAUUCACAGAGACUUGGCAGCCAGAAAUAUCCUCCUUACUCAUGGUCGAAUCACAAAGAUUUGUGAUUUUGGUCUAGCCAGAGACAUCAAGAAUGAUUCUAAUUAUGUGGUCAAAGGAAAUGCUCGGCUACCUGUGAAGUGGAUGGCACCUGAAAGCAUUUUCAACUGUGUGUACACAUUUGAAAGCGAUGUCUGGUCCUAUGGGAUUUUUCUGUGGGAGCUGUUCUCUUUAGGAAGCAGCCCCUACCCUGGAAUGCCAGUCGAUUCAAAGUUCUACAAGAUGAUCAAGGAAGGUUUCCGAAUGCUCAGCCCUGAGCACGCACCUGCUGAAAUGUAUGACGUAAUGAAGACUUGCUGGGAUGCUGAUCCUCUAAAAAGGCCAACAUUCAAGCAGAUCGUGCAGCUCAUUGAGAAGCAGAUUUCAGAUAGCACCAAUCAUAUUUAUUCCAACUUAGCCAACUGCAGCCCCAACCAGGAGAACUCCGUGGUGGACCAUUCUGUGCGGAUCAAUUCUGUGGGCAGCAGUGCUUCCUCCACCCAGCCUCUGCUGGUGCAUGAAGAUGUCUGAAGCAGAAUGAGCGUCUGGGGGUCUCCCGCACGAGAAUGAUCCCCAUUCCUUUGGUUUCUAUGAUGGUUAUUUUGUUCUCCUUCAACUUGCAUCCUACUCCAGGGUAGUAGACACCCCGCUGUAAUCCCGUCUUUAUGAGCACACUUCAGUGGCUGAUGAUUUGUGUCAUCAACCACAUCCCAUUGCAAGGGUUCGAACUGCAUAUCUUCCCAAUAGCAAAGUAGCCCCCGUUAACGAAAAAAAUUCUGACUUGGAGAAAGGGAGGGUG
Messenger RNA from Diceros bicornis minor, 3277 nucleotides. RefSeq names its product KIT proto-oncogene, receptor tyrosine kinase (gene KIT). The transcript has 21 exons. NCBI's taxonomy places the organism in Eukaryota, Metazoa, Chordata, Mammalia, Perissodactyla, Rhinocerotidae. Gene Ontology annotation, biological process: Kit signaling pathway; multicellular organism development; positive regulation of MAP kinase activity. Gene Ontology annotation, cellular component: signaling receptor complex. Gene Ontology annotation, molecular function: transmembrane receptor protein tyrosine kinase activity; cytokine binding; ATP binding. The record is from RefSeq and is a predicted model, not a curated record. Bases 76 to 3009 code for a protein of 977 amino acids.